AUGCCGGCCAACUUUGUGCGCCUGACCUGGUUGACGCUGGCGAGCAACUACGUCAACGUCUUCCUGGUAUUCGUGCCGGCGGGAAUUGUGCUCGGUGCGAUGGACAGCAACCCGACGGCGAUUUUCGUGGUCAACUUCUUGGCCAUUGUGCCGUUGGCGGCGUUGUUGAGCUUCGCGACGGAGGAGUUGAGUGUGAAGCUGGGACAGACGAUUGGAGGGUUGAUGAAUGCGACGUUUGGAAAUGCGGUCGAGUUGAUUGUCUCCAUCGUGGCCCUCCAAAAGGGUGAAAUCCGCAUCGUCCAAGCCAGCAUGCUCGGCUCCAUCCUCUCCAACAUCCUUCUCGUGCUGGGCUGCUGCUUCAUCGCGUCAGGAGUACGCCGCACGGAAUCCUCCUUCAACGAAACCGUCGCCUCCACCAUGUCCUCCCUCAUGGCCGUGGCCGCGACCUGCCUCAUCAUCCCCGCGACCAUGUAUGCCGCGCUCUCCAAGUCCAAGGCCGACUCUGUCGAGAACAUCCUCGUCCUCUCCCGCGGCACCGCCAUCAUCAUGCUGGUGCUGUACAUCCUCUACCUCGUCUUCCAGCUCAAGACCCACGCUUCGCUCUUCGAUGCUGAGGCUCAAGACGGCGAGGACGGCGAGGGUUCCGAGCCGGAAAUCCUCGGCCCUGUUGCGGCGGGCAUUGCCCUGGUCCUCGUCACGAUCCUCGUCGCGGUGUGCGCGGAAUACCUCGUUGGCUCAAUCGACUCCAUCGUCGCCUCUUCCGGCGUAUCCAAGACAUUCAUCGGUCUGAUCCUCCUCCCCAUCGUCGGCAACGCCGCCGAACACGUCACCGCAGUCGUGGUCGCCUACAAGGACAAGAUGGACCUGGCGAUCGGCGUGGCCAUCGGAUCUUCCAUGCAAAUCGCCCUCUUCGUCACCCCAUUCCUCGUCAUCCUCGGCUGGGCGAUGGGUCAGGAGAUGACGUUGCACUUCAAGGGAUUCGAGACGGUGGUGUUCUUCUUGAGUGUGCUGGUGGUGAAUUACCUCAUUCAGGACGGCAAGAGCAACUAUCUCGAGGGAUGUAUGUGUUUGGGAUUGUAUAUUGUAAUUGCGUUGGCGUUUUGGGUCUACCCGGAAGAUGCGGGUGAUAUUGGAGGAUUGGUUGGUGGAUUUUUUCCUUGA
Zymoseptoria tritici IPO323 is the source of this 1161-nucleotide messenger RNA. RefSeq lists its product as uncharacterized. Gene Ontology annotation, cellular component: fungal-type vacuole membrane. The record is from RefSeq and is a predicted model, not a curated record. The coding region runs from base 1 to 1161 and encodes 386 amino acids. Gene Ontology annotation, biological process: intracellular calcium ion homeostasis; calcium ion transmembrane transport. NCBI's taxonomy places the organism in Eukaryota, Fungi, Ascomycota, Dothideomycetes, Mycosphaerellales, Mycosphaerellaceae. Gene Ontology annotation, molecular function: calcium:proton antiporter activity. The transcript has 2 exons.